AAAUUACAAGCUACAAGCCUUGAAGGAACACGAAAUAAUCAAAAACUGCUGGUGACCCUAACUUUUUUUGUCAUUGUCAAAUGUGUUACGGAAAUUUUAAAAUUCAAUUCAGUCACGCUUAUUAAAAAAAAACUUCAAUUCACCGUGUAUUUAUCAGAGCUCCAAUUAUAAAAGCAACAGCCAUAAGAUGUCAUGCUUGUGCCAGUAUUUUGGUACAUCGAAAAAUCGCAAGUUAAUUGGUCUUAAUUCGGAGGGCAGUGAGGUUUCCGUGCUUACGCCGAAUGCGCUUCCAUUGACUAAAAACGUACCGAAGGACGAGCCAAAGCAGGACACGGCCAGUAAAUUGAAUGAAGAAGUAUCGGCUACAGAAUUGGCUGCUGCUAAGGCGGAAAUUUGGAUACUAAAAAAGCAUCUCAAUGAAGCGCAAAUAUCUAUUGAGAAUUUGGAAAAUCUUGUGCGUACGAUUAUACUCAAGCAAAAUGAACUGCUGGGUGAGAUGUACGAUCUAAAGCAUCAGAAUUAUGAGUUGCAAGAUGAAUGCCGUAUGCAACGUGACUAUCAGAUGAUGGAAAGGAAUGCAACGAUGCGCGAGAUGCACGAAAUCAAAACGCUGCUGGGCGAUCGCACAAGGGUGCUGGAGGAUACCGUUUCACGAAAUUCAGAGUUGACUUCCGCCCUGCAGGAUGCUAACGAGAAAAUCUAUAUGAUGGGCAUGAAGUUUUUGAAAUUGAAAGCAUCGCGUUCGAAACGCUCCAAUGUGGCGAACACUACAUCGGGUAGCAAUACGGAGCGUUCACAUUCGGGUUGAUGGAUAGAAUAACUUAUAAUAGCAGUUCAACUUGUAUAAGCAGCUGCUUCGAAAUCAAAUUGUCCGUUUAUGCACAAAUGUUUAUUUUACUAAGGCUUUAUUUUUCAGUUAGCCUUAAGCUAACGCACGAAAGCUGGCGUGAAAAAUAUUAUUAACUAAUUCGUGACCCUGAUAGGGAGCUGCUAUAUUUUGGGGUACGCUAAUUGGCAAAUAAAGAAGUAUUUAAAUAAAGG
Anastrepha obliqua is the source of this 1041-nucleotide messenger RNA. RefSeq lists its product as uncharacterized. The coding region runs from base 188 to 808 and encodes 206 amino acids. The transcript is spliced from 3 exons. NCBI's taxonomy places the organism in Eukaryota, Metazoa, Arthropoda, Insecta, Diptera, Tephritidae. The record is from RefSeq and is a predicted model, not a curated record.